Bactrocera dorsalis (oriental fruit fly) is the source of this 1559-nucleotide messenger RNA. It is a transcript of the gene calypso, whose product is annotated as ubiquitin carboxyl-terminal hydrolase calypso. The transcript is spliced from 2 exons. NCBI's taxonomy places the organism in Eukaryota, Metazoa, Arthropoda, Insecta, Diptera, Tephritidae. Bases 201 to 1490 code for a protein of 429 amino acids. Gene Ontology annotation, molecular function: cysteine-type deubiquitinase activity. Gene Ontology annotation, cellular component: cytoplasm. The record is from RefSeq and is a predicted model, not a curated record. Gene Ontology annotation, biological process: ubiquitin-dependent protein catabolic process; protein deubiquitination.
CCCCGUUAUAUAUUAAUGUGUUGGUAGCAAAAUAUAUCCUUUGUACUCGAUCAAGUGAUUCCAAAAACUUGUGCAUAAAAAAAUGUUUUAAUAACAAUAAUGUUUUUACAGCAGUGGGAUAGCAGUAUAGAAUAUACAUAAAUUUGUGCAAAUUGAGAUUUGUUCAUUCAAUAAUUGGUGCCGACUUCUUAAUCUCUACAAUGCCGGUAGAUAUAAAUCGAUUAACAGAUGGUUGGUUGGAAUUAGAGUCUGACCCAGGAUUAUUUACUCUGCUUUUGGAAGAUUUCGGAGUCAAAAAUGUGCAAGUAGAGGAGGUUUAUGAUCUACAUAAACCAAUCGAUGGCCCGGUAUAUGGAUUUAUUUUUCUAUUUCGAUGGAUAGAAGAAAGACGAGCUAGAAGAAAAAUUGUUGAGGCCACUGCUGAAAUAUUUGUGAAAGAUGAAGAAGAAGUUUCAAGUAUAUUUUUUGCACAACAAGUAGUACCAAACAGUUGUGCAACGCAUGCCUUACUAUCUGUGCUUUUAAAUAGCAAUGACGACGAUUUAAACCUUGGAACAACAUUAAGUCGUUUAAAAGCUCAUACAAAAGGAAUGUGUCCGGAAAACAAAGGAUUGGCUAUUGGCAAUACACCUGAAUUAGCUUGUGCUCAUAAUUCGCAUGCAAUGCCUCAAGCAAAACGGCGCUUGGACAAAAGUUCUAUUUCUGGAGUAUCUACCGGACGUUGUACAGGAGAAGCAUUUCACUUCGUUAGUUAUGUUCCAAUUAGUGGGCACCUAUUUGAAUUAGAUGGAUUAAAACCUUAUCCAAUAGAUCAUGGGCCUUGGAAAGAUCACGAAGACUGGACAGAUAAAUUUCGUUGUAUUAUGGCUGAUCGAUUAGGAAUUGCUACGGGUGAACAAGAUAUACGAUUCAAUUUGAUGGCUGUUGUACCUGACCGUCGAAUUGCUAUUACACAUAAGUUAAAAAUGUUGCGAACAAACCAAGCUAUUGUUUCCGGCACGUUACAAAAGCUUUUAAAAACCAGCGAUCCUGAAUGCAUAAAUACUCUGCAACUUGAUAUGAACACCUCUGGCACAGCUGAGUAUAAAAUAAGUUCACCACCAUCUCCUGUAUUAGAAACAAAUGCAUUUACAAUAAGAGAUUUACAAUCUUUGUUAAAAAAUCUAGAUGCAGAAAUUUCUAUUAGCGAACAACAACUGAAUGACGAAAAUGAUAAGAGAUAUAUGUUUAAGGUGGAUGACUGUCGACGAACCCACAAUUACGACGAAUUCAUAUGCACUUUUCUGUCGAUGUUAGCACAUCAAGGCGUGCUAGGAGAAUUAGUAAGUCAGCAUUUACUUCCCUCAAAAAAAAUUGGUGGACUUGGCGGAAAUAGGAUGACGAAAGGCUCAGCUCAAACUGUUACACCACAAAAACCAAAAAAUUGCAAAACUUCUAAAAAUUCUGGGCGAAGACGAAAAGGUCGCAAUAAAUGUAAAAAAAGAAAAUAAUCUUUUAAAUUUAACUAAUGCAAAAUCACUAUCGGCUUAAAAUUGUAAUAAACACUGAAAGUUUUAAAA